Molecule: messenger RNA, 1698 nt
Organism: Insectozyma verbasci
Lineage: Eukaryota; Fungi; Ascomycota; Pichiomycetes; Serinales; Debaryomycetaceae
Source: the annotation of a GenBank genome assembly
AUGAGUAAAAUAAGAGGUCAAAAUAAAUGUAAAAAUUGUGGGCAUACCCAAUUUGAUACUAGUUAUACUACUGCUGGUGAUAUUUCAUGUAUGAGAUGUGGUACUGUUUUAGAAGAAAAUCCAAUCGUUUCUGAAGUUCAAUUUGGUGAAUCUUCAUCUGGUGCUGCUAUGGUUCAAGGUGCUAUGGUUGGUGCUGAUCAAGCCAGGGCAACUUUUACUGGUGGUAGACAAAAUGCAAUGGAAUCUAGAGAACAAACUUUAUUAAAUGGUAAACGAAAAAUCAAAAGAAUAGCAAAUUCUUUAAAAAUUCCAGAUUAUAUUGCUGAAGCAGCUGGUGAAUGGUUUAGGUUAGCUUUAACUUUAAAUUUUGUACAAGGUAGAAGAUCAAAUAAUGUUUUGGCAACUUGUUUAUACGUUGCUUGUAGAAAAGAAAGAACUCAUCAUAUGUUGAUUGAUUUUUCUUCAAGAUUACAAAUUAGUGUUUAUUCAUUAGGUGCUACUUUUUUAAAAAUGGUUAAAGCUUUACAUAUUACAUCAUUGCCAUUAGCUGAUCCAUCAUUAUUUAUACAACAUUUUGUAGAAAAAUUAGAUUUUAAAGAUAAAACAACUAAAGUUGCAAAGGAUGCAGUUAAAUUAGCUGCCAGAAUGUCAUCAGAUUGGAUUCAUGAAGGUAGAAGACCUGCUGGGAUUGCUGGUGCUUGUGUUUUAUUGGCUGCUAGAAUGAAUAAUUUUAGAAGAUCUCAUGCUGAAAUAGUUGCUGUUUCUCAUGUUGGUGAAGAAACUUUACAAAGAAGAUUAAAUGAAUUCAAAAAUACAAGAGCGGGUAAGUUAUCAAUUAAACUGUUUAGAGAAACUGAAGAUAUUAAAAGUUCAAAUCCUCCAAGUUUUGAAAAAAAUCGUAAAUUAGAAGUAAAAAUUGCAAAUGAUUUACGAAGAAAAACUGAUGAAAUUAAUGAUAUUUCUAAAUUAACAGAUGAACAACAGAAAGAAUUCUUGGCUAGUUUACCUAAAGAAGAAGCUCAAAAACAAUUAUUAAUAAAUACGAUUCUUACAGAUAUGUCAAUUACAAAAGAAACAUUAAAUGAACAAAUGAAAAGAAUUAUAAAUAUGAAAAAUACAAAGUUAAAAGAUUCAAUGUAUCUAACUCCUCAUGAGUUAAAUAAUGGUGGUUCAACUCCAGAUUUCACUAAUGAUGAUGAGAAGGGAAAAGAAGAAUAUGAUAGAAUUUGGAAUAUGAAUUGGCCAAAAAAUUUAGUUGAAAAUUUACCUAAAACUGAAGAUAUUUUAAAAUCAGUUAGAGAUGAUAUCGAAUUAAAUUCUGAUGAUGAUGAUGAAAUUGUAUUAGAAAGUAAAUUAACAGAAACUGAAAUUGAAAUAAAAGAAAGAAUUUGGACUGGGCUAAAUCAUGAUUAUAUGAUUGAACAAGAAAAGAAAAGAUUAAAAGAAGAAGCUGAUUUAAUUACUGGUAAUACUCAAGGUGCAACAACAACAAAAAGAAGAAAAAAAUCACCAACUAAUUCUAAUUUACCACCUGAAAUUCAAAAAGAGUUGGGUGAUAUGGUAUUAGAUGAAGAUGGUGCUCCAACUUCAGCAGCUGAUAGUGUUAAAAGAUAUCUAUCAUCUACAUCAGUUUCAAAAAAAUUAAAUUAUGAAUCAUUAAGUGGUUUAUUUCAAAAUGACAAUAUGGGAGGUUUUUAA